CAACUUGUGAGCACUUUUUCCUGCAAGAUUUCAUUCGUGAGGCAUUGGUCGGGGUAACCUACUACCCCACAGCAUUGUCCCUAAUUCCGAGGAGUAAGAUCCCCACAAACAGGAGAUGAGCCCUAAGGGCUCGGUGUGAAUGCCGAACAAGCCUGCAGUGAUCUCCCCAGGGGAUGGAAGUUAGGGCGGCCCCAAAUUCAGGAUCGUCCUUCGCAAUAGUCUCGUACCAGAUGCACUGAACGUAGGCCAGGUAAACAUACGACUAACUUGAUACUGUAGAAAGUCAAGCAUGCCAACAUCAUCACAACGAUCAGAUGUAAACAGCAUUGAAAGUCAAUGCCGAGCAUGUCGAUUUUGUCGAGCACGGAAGAUCAAGUGUGACAAGAAGAAGCCUGCGUGCACCUCUUGUGCUACUCAUAAACGGCACUGUGUAUAUACGUUUGAAAAGCCGAAACCAAGACCAUCCUCAGCUAUCAUCUCCGCAAUACAAAGCGAGAAGCGAAGUCUUGAGAGAGUCCUCGUGAGACUCAAGAAUGCUAGUCCAGAAGAGGCUGCAAUCAUUCUAAAUGAUGUCACGGUGGUUGAUGGAAGUAUCAAACAUCGUACGACCGAGACGACAGUCUCGAAUGAUCUGGAUGGCUACGAUUGGGCCUCUGGUGAUCGAAUACAACAAUCUCCACCUGAAGAACCACGAAACCCUCCACCAGCUGGCAAUACGGUGACGGACGCCAAUUAUGCCGACGAAGCGGAUACCCAUGAUUCUGAUGGAGAAUUUGAUGCCUCCAAAUACCUCUCAGUAGAUGAACAAGGCCAGGUUGGGGUCUUUGGGCUUACCUCAACACUUCACAACCCUGCUGCCCCAGCUGUCUCGAAAGUUGCACCAAGCCAUGACAUCCGGAACCAGCUUGUUGCAAAUGCAGCUCUGGAACGGCAAAAGGAGUUUUCAAUCCGCCUCCUGCCGGACAUCGAUGGGGUCCCUAUCGGUGUAGCCAUGCAUCUGUUAGACCUUCAUUGGAACCGCCAACAUCACACCUUUCUACUCACUUACCGCCCUGCCUUGAUGAGAGACAUUGUCCACGGCGGACAAUAUUGCUCCAAGUUCCUUCUCAAUGCCAUCUUCGCUUGUGCAAGCAAAUACUCCGAUAGGAUAGAGCUUCGCGAUGACCCGUCAAAUCCAUUGACUGCUGGAGGACGUUUCUUUAGACGCUGUGAAGAACUUCUACUACAAGAGCCACCAUGGAGCAGACCCAGUAUACCUACAGUAGUUGGAUUUCUGCUCCUGGGAUCGACUUUCAUCUCCCGAGGUGAGAUAAGCAAAGGCUGGUCUUACACCGGUUUCGCCAUGCGCAUGGUGUUCGACCUUGGACUUCACCUCGAUUGCCGAAAGCCUGGGAGCUCAGCUGAAGAUGCCGAGAUUAGGAAAAGGGUCUAUUGGGGUGCUUUCAUCUGUGACAAACUUCAAAGUCUGUAUCUGGGGCGACCAUUCUCGAUGCAGUUGCGAGAUUGCCAUGUCUCAACAGAGCUAAUGGAUACCAUGGAGGAACUCGAUUUAUGGGUUCCCUACGUAGAUCCUGAGUAUCCAGACCCCGCUCAAACCUUUUAUACGCCGACACCAGUUCACUCCGUCUCGACAUUCCAGCAGCUUUGUGAGCUGUCUAAGCUCAUGGCGAGAGUCAUAAGCAGAUUCUACUCCGCGGGCGCUACUCCGCACAAAGCUCAAAUCGCUCUCAAAGGUCUCGAUGAGUGCCUAACUAAGUGGCAUGAGGAGCUUCCAGAUUCUGUUUCUUUCCAACCGUGGUCUGAAGACCCAAACCUCUCACGAAAACUGGUAUCACCAAAUGUCAUGAAUCUCCACAACACAUAUCAUUCCCUCGUCAUACUACUGCAUCGACCAUUCAUCUCAGAAGGUAAUCUGAGAUCUGGCUCGAUUGCAGCAGCCUCUUGGAAGAAAUGCACAGUUGCAGCAAAGAACAUCACAAGCAUUGUUGGAGCAUAUCGAUCAGCCUACACUUUGCGAGGAGCGCCGUAUCUGACAAGCUAUGCUGCUUAUGUUGCUUGCACGAUACAUGUACGCAAUGCGGCUUUGGAAGUCAAUCAGCGUGACGAGAGUUUAAAACUGUUGUUAGCAAGCUUGAAGCCACUCGACGAACUGUCUCUUCCAAAUCCUGGCGUUACGCGACCUGCGAGUAUCAUCAGACAUUUGAUGCAUAGUAACGGGAUUGCUGAGCCCCCUGUUACCUCUCCGCGAACGAACGCAGGUUAUUCAUAUGAUGUGAAUGCUACACCAAACUCAAUUGAAUUAUCUUCCCUGUUCGACACGUUCGCGCAAGACAUAAAUUCAGGAGGGUCAAUGCCCAAUGCCGAUCCCCGAUUCAUUGAUAACACGUUGAAUGAUUCUCUAUUUGGUUUCAUGGACAUUCCCUAUAUGCCUGAUCAGCUUGGAUGGGGUUGAAAUUCCCAAAGGACGAGACUUGCUACUAGGACACAAAUGGAAUGAUGAAGGUGAAGCAGAUGCGAUGCCACGCAAGGCAAGCAUGUAUUCAACGGAAUCUAAUGCAAAAAAAUGUGCCAUGAAUUAGAA
This is a messenger RNA of Mollisia scopiformis, 2581 nucleotides long. RefSeq lists its product as uncharacterized. The record is from RefSeq and is a predicted model, not a curated record. Gene Ontology annotation, biological process: regulation of DNA-templated transcription; DNA-templated transcription. The transcript has 4 exons. NCBI's taxonomy places the organism in Eukaryota, Fungi, Ascomycota, Leotiomycetes, Helotiales, Mollisiaceae. Gene Ontology annotation, molecular function: DNA-binding transcription factor activity, RNA polymerase II-specific; DNA binding; zinc ion binding. The coding region runs from base 290 to 2452 and encodes 720 amino acids.